AUGAAGAGCAUGUUUCCCACUAUUCUGACCGUGGCAGAUGAUCUGAUUCGGGUUUUUGGACAAACAGCUAGUGCUGAUGGCGAUUCCAUAGAGAUCACAAAUGUGGUGGCCCGUUUCACCGCCGAUGUCAUCGGGAGUUGCGCCUUCGGCUUGGAUUGCCAUAGCUUGUCGGAUCCCAAGACGGAGUUUGUCCAAAUGGGAACAGCCGCCAUCACCGAGCGGCGCUAUGGCAAGUCCAUGGAUCUACUUCUGUUCGGAGCCCCCAAGCUGGCCGCCAAGCUGCGCAUGAAGGCGACUGUCCAGAAGGUCGAGGACUUUUACAUGAACAUCAUCCGGGACACUGUUGAUUAUCGCGUGAAGAACAAUGUGAAGAGAAACGAUUUCGUGGAUAUGUUGAUUGAAAUGAAAUUGAAAUACGAUAAUGGGGAUAAGGCAAAUGGGCUGACCUUUAAUGAAAUCGCUGCCCAGGCGUUCAUAUUCUUCUUGGCUGGGUUCGAGACCAGUUCGACCACAAUGGGAUUUGCUCUUUAUGAGCUGGCCUGCCACCAGGAUAUUCAGGAUUAACUUAGAACCGAAAUUGAU
Molecule: messenger RNA, 582 nt
Organism: Drosophila sechellia
Lineage: Eukaryota; Metazoa; Arthropoda; Insecta; Diptera; Drosophilidae
Product: probable cytochrome P450 6a20
Exons: 1
Coding region: 1-564 (187 amino acids)
Molecular function (GO): iron ion binding; heme binding; monooxygenase activity
Source: RefSeq, a predicted model, not a curated record